CGGUAACAAACGUGGAGUCACCGCUUCCGGUUUGAGGCGGCUGCCGUUGCGGGGCGAAACCUCCAGAGCAGUGUUUGGUAAGAUGAGGGCAGAAGGAGGAGCCACAGAUGCCUGCAGCAGAGGUGUUUGCUGAAACUUCGGGCUUGGUUGGCUAAUAUAGCAGUGUGCAAAGACAGGAUGUUCUUGCUUCUUUGGGAAUCUUGAUCACCUCACUCCUUCCAGAAGCAAUCAGCUGAUGUCUUGGCUCACUGUCUGCCUGAGCGAAUGUCCACAACAGCAUGUGACUGGGUGUCCUCAAAUGAGAGGUGUCUUGCCAGGACUAUGGCAAAUCAGGAAGCCACUACAGGAAGCCAAUCAGAGGAGAGCAAUGCUUUGGACCUGCCAUCAGCUUAUGACAUAAGGGAUUACGUGUUGCAGAGACCCAGCCAGGAGGCCAACAGUGAGGCUUUUAGUUCUGAGGAAGCCUUUUCUAUUCCUUGCUCUUCUGAUACGGAUCCAGACGCUAGUAACUUAAAUACUGAACAAAAUGAUUCCUGGACCUCUGAGUACUCCUGGCUUGACCCUUCUGGGAAGGGCCCACCAGAGACAAACGCAGAGGAUGCCGGACUUCGGAAAUCUCUGGACACAUUCUAUGAAGUAUUUGGCCAUCCACAGCCAGCCUCUGGAAAUUCACUCUCCACAUCUGUCUACCAGUGCCUUUCUCAGAAAAUCAAUGAACUGAAGGGCAAGGAGAACCAAAAGUACACCCUCCGCAGUUUUCAAAUGGCGCAGGUCAUCUUCAACCGGGACGGCUGCUCCAUCUUACAGAAGCAUUCCAGGGACGCCCACUUUUACCCAACCAGAGAAGGAAGUGCGUCUCUGGAGGAUGAAAAGCUGACCCCAGGACUUUCAAAAGAAAUUAUUCAUUUCCUCUUGCAGCAGAACUUGAGGAAAGACCCAUAACUGUUGCCUGGUGGUGAGAGCAAGCAUAUGGGGGGUAGCCCUGUGGCUGAUACUGUUGGUGCAUCACCCAGAACCCCUCAGGUGUCUUGCCAGCUCUGUGUGCCCAACCCCCAGCUAAGUGCUUUGCAGGCAAAGGCUGGCAUCUGUGAUCUGGUCCUGGAGCCAGUUCAGCCCAAAUGGAGAGCCAGCAGUGUCUGGGGGUUUUAUUGCCUCCAUGGCCACCCCAUCCUAAGGCUGGUGACCAACUGGUUUGCGAGUCUGAAAGUCCAGCUUCCUUGUCCCCAGGAAGGACAUGCUCUGAGGCAUGAUUCAAGUUCCAGAGCUCUCCUCCUGAUCAGGCCAAGGCUGGGGCUUCGCAUGAAAUCUCACUCUUGCCUGGCUCCUUCCUUCCCCUGUCCUUCUCUUACUCACUGGUGUCUCCUGGGAGCGUUUCCUUAAUAAAUCUCUUGCACCUGAACCCUUGACUCAGAUUCUACUUCUGGAAGAAGCCGACCUAAGAGAAUAGGCUUCCGUUCAAUGAGGUUUUUUUCUUGUUUUUAAUUUAUUUAUUUUAUUUUUAUUUAUUUUUGGCUGUGUUGGGUCUUUCGUUGCUGCAUGGGGUUUUUUCUCUAAUUGCGGCGAGCGGGGGCUACUCUUUGUUGCGGUUCGCAGGCUUCUCAUUGCGUUGUAUUCUCUUGUUGUGGAGCAUGGGCUCUAGGCACGCGGGCCUCAGUAGUUGUGGCACGCAGGCUCAGUAGUUGUGGCUCACGGGGUCUAGAGCGCAGGCUCAGUAGUUGUGGCGCACGGGCUUAGGUGCUCUGCGGCAUGUGGGAUCUUCCCGGACCAGGGCUCAAACCUGUGUCCCCUGCAUUGGCGGGCGGAUUCUUAACCACUGCACCACCAGGGAAGCCCUCAGUGAGUUUUUUUGAAGGGAACAAAGCCUUAUGCUGAAUCAAGUAUAAGAAUUUUACCAAAUUGUAAAACUGUGGCCAUGUGAUUGGGAACGUAUGUCCCCCAAUAAUACAAAGAUUUAAAUAUGGUUCCAAAACAUGCAUCACAUCUUAAUCAUACCUUUGCCUCUCCAAAACCAGAGCUUCCUGUUUUAUAACAUUAACUGGGUAUGGAAGGAACAUUUGAGCCAUCUAAAAUAACAGCUAAGAUUCGCACAUUUUUUUUAAAAAAGGCUUUUCAUCUCCACCAGAUUGUAAACAUGAAAGGUGAGAAAAAAAAAAUGUGUACCACCCACCAAAGUAUGUGUAAGAUCACUUAUGAUAAGCUAGGCUGAUGGAUGCAAGCUUGUCAAUUUGUGGUGGAAGAGAAAAAGGAAUCCUUUGCCCAAGUGGACUCCUUCCUCUCAUUAUUUUUGUCUUCUGCCUGCCUGCUGCCAGCACCCUCUGUCACCCUCUGAAUGGCUGGCCCCUCACCCCUGUCCUUCCCUUGCUUCGCCAGGGAGCAGCUUUAUUUAUUUAUUUAUUUUUAAUUUAAAAAAAAAUUUAUUGGAGUAUAGUUGAUUUACCAUGUUGUGUUAGUUUCAGGUGUACAACAAAGUGAAUCAGUUAUACAUAUACAUAUACUCCCUCUUUUUUAGAUUCUUUUCCCAUACAGGCCAUUACAGAGUAUUGAGUAGAGUUCCCUGUGCUGUAUAGUAGUUCCUUUUUAGUUAUCUAUUUUAUAUAUAGUAGUGUGUAUAUGUCAAUCCCAAUUUUCUAAUUUAUUCCUCCCCACCCUUACCCCCUGGUAACCAUAAGUUUGUUUUCUACAUCUGUAACUCUAUUUCUGUUUUGUAGAUAAGUUCAUUUGUACCCUUUUUUUAUAUUUUUAAUUUAUUUUUAAUUUUUUUAUGUUUGGCUGCGUUGGGUCUUCAUUGCUGCACUUGGGCUUUCUCUAGUUGAGGCGAGCUGGGGCUACUCUUCGUUGCGGUGCACAGGCUUCUCAUUGGGGUGGCUUCUCUUGUUGUGGAGCAUGGGCUCUAGGUGCACGGGCUUCGGUAGUUGUGGCACACGGACUUAGGUGCUCUGCGGCAUGUGGGAUCUUCCCGGACCAGGGAUCAAACCUGCGUCCCCUGCAUUGGCAGGCAGAUUCUUAACCACCGUGCCACCAGGGAAGUCCCCUUACCCUUUUUUUAGAUUCCACACAUAAGUGAUAUCAUAUGAUAUUUGUCCUUCUCUGUCUAACUUCACUCAGUAUGACAAUCUCUAGGUCCAUCCACGUUGCUGCAAAUGGCAUUAUUUCAUUCUUUUUUAUGGAGCGCAGCUUUAAAUAGCCUGAGCAGGCCUGUGCUGGCAGGUUCUCUGCUUCUCAGCUGUGUCCUGAAUGUUCGUUUGAGAUUUGGUUGGUAGAAGGACAUCUCCUUGCACUGAGCUCCCUGAAAUUGUAAUCAGAAGCCUCGCACUAAUCGCUGCGCUAAUCCCUCUCUCGAAGGUCCUUCGAACAAAUUGUACUGACAGAAAGGGCUCUAUCACUUGACUGGGGAACAGUGAGAGAAGCUGGAAAUACUGAAAAAUUAGAUUUUGAGAAACUCUGGAUGAAAUUUAAUUGGCAUAAGGCUCUGUAAGGUUUCCAGAAAGCAGAUUAUGCAAAUAGAUCAGCCUACAUGUGUAUGUUAAGAAUGAGGGCACCCUCUCAGGCCAGGUCUCUUAGGGACUCUUGACUGGAGAGAGAAGCCCUUUUAAAAGUCAGGAAUUACAUAGUAAGGCUUCCAGCUUUGGGAUGAUUAGAGGUAGGAAGAAUAUCCACCUCGAAGGGCAGGCCCCACUGGAAGGAGACCUAACAGAAAGGAAAGAGGAAAUGAACAUGUCCUUGAGAAAACAAGACUCCAGAUCUUCCUCUGACAAGCAAUCAUCUGCAUUUUCUCCAAUUCAAUUGCCCCCCCCAAUAAUUUUGAAACCAGGGAGACUUAUAAUUGAAAAUCUACAGGUUGAAUUUUGAAGUUGCUAGUUUUAUUGUUUAUUGAUGUGUAGCAAAUCCAUAGAUGCCCUUGAAUGCUGUAGUCUUUAGCAUUAUUCUGUCACCAAAAUAUUGGACUUUAGUUUCCAUGGCUACCAACAGAAGGAAACUAGAUUAUUUUCUACUGUUUUUGAAGGACAAAAGAUACAAGCUAUUUGAAUUUCCAUGCUGGGAAGCAGCAGCUUCUGUUUGGCAGUGAGAUUUUAAUAUCAGCGAAUUUGUAAACUUUAUUAAUAUCAGUGCUGUGGCUGUUCAGAAAAAAGGUAAACUCUGAAAGCAGAGUAUUUAGAAGUCUAAAAACCAGAAUCACCUUAAGGUAAAAAAAGACUGUGGUGUGUGUUUACUUGUUUCUGAGUAAGUGCUUGUGACAGGUCAGUACAAAAUAUUUGAUUCCCUGCAAUCUCGCUCCUUAAUUUGAUCUUCAUGCAGUUAGGAUGGCAUUUUCCAUUUAUCACUGUUUACCUUUAAUGAAGACUAAGAGAUAAGGAUAUUAAGGCUCUGGCCUCUGGCAUCAUUGUCUAAUUCUGCCCUACAGAUCACUUCACUGACAUCAUCCUCUGAACGUUCUAUCUAAGAUAUCAUCUGUGACCCAUUUCAGAGAUGUAUGGGAGGAUGGAUUUGCUUGCAGGAACCUCAGAAUUCUAAGGAAGAGAACUGCUACCAGUGUUUUAAGUCUGUGUAACUGUUAUUCACUUCAUUAAUCUGUUUCUUUGCAUGACCUAUAUAUGUAAUAGAUUUUAUUACCGGUAAUUAGCACAAAACAAUACAGUGAUACUUUUAAAACUUUUAAAAACUUACUUUUUAAACUUUUUAUUGGUUACAAUCACACAGAAAAGUGUUUAUAAGUGAACAUCUUGAAGAUUUUUGCAAACUGAACCCACCUGUUAACCAGCGUCCCGCUCAGGCAGCAGACACUAUCAGCUAGCCCAGGCUGAGUGGAGAUUUUCAAAGAACUGAUCAGAAUGGUUUGCUCAGAUCAACGUUUCUCAAACCACUGGUUGUACACAAAAGAACUUUAGGUGCUAGAUGGACAAUGUUUAUUUUCAUUGUUAUCUAUUCAUUUAUAACUAUAAAAUAUUAUAACUACUAUGUCUGAUCUAUGCUUUUACAGAUAUUACAUAGGAUGCACCUAAUGUAAGUAUGUAAAAUUUUAAAAUGAAUUGAAGUAGUGAAAAAUUAACUUAAUAAUAGUGUAGGUAACAUUUAGAUAUAUCAAUAAUUAUGAAAGGUGGUAUACUGGAAAAUGAUUAAAAUUUGGAAUACAAUGGGGUAAUCUAUGGUAACUUCUGUGUUCUAGUCUCUAUUCUACCAUCUCUCUCCUGGAAUACUACAAGGAAGUUCCAUCAGGUCAAGACACAUCCACCUUUUCCAUUCUCUUUACCCUGCAGCCAUAGUGCAAAUCAUUUUAUUUUAUUUUUUAGCCAUACCACAUGGCUUGUGGGAUCUUAUUUCCCUGACCAGGGAUGGAACCUGGGCACCCCCACCCCAGCAGUGGAAGGGUGGAGUCCUAACCACUAGACCACCAGGGAAUUCCCAGUGCAAAUCCUUUUAAAAAGCAAAAUAUGCAUCAAUAGCUAGCAAAUUAAAGAGAAGGAGCUAGCCUUGUCAAAUGUGAAAAUGUUUCUAACUCUACAGUGAUUAAAGCAGCUAGAAAAGAAAGAUAGAUGAAGAAUAAUAGUUCAGCCCAUAAAUAGAUAUAAAUGUAGAUGGAAACUGAAUAUAUGAUGAAGGUAGCAUUUCAAAUCCAUGAGGAAAAGUGGAUUUUUUAGCAAAUGGUCUUAGCACAUUUGGCUCCCCACCCUGGGGGAGGAAAGGAAAAAAGGUUAGAUUCUUCACCUCACUCCUGAUAUCAAAAUGAAUUCCAGAUGGAUUAAAGAUUUCAAAAUUUAAAAAUAAAAUCAUAAAAAUGUUAGAAUAAAAAAUGAGUGUAUACAUAUACAUAUAUGGAAAGAGCUAUCUAGAUAUCUUGGAAUAGAGAAGAUCUUUCUAAGAAUGGCACAAAACCUGAAAAUCCUAAAGGAAAAAUGUGAUAAAUUUGACUUUUUAGAAAUAUUAAAAUUCUGCAGGCAAAAAAUAUUUAAGGUCAUAAACAAGAUCAAAAUGAGGAAAAAUACUGGGAACACAUGUAAUAAAGAGACUUUUUUAAUAAACAGAAUUGUUACAAAUUAUUAGAAAUAAACCAAAUGAAAAACCUGACAAAGGAUAUGAACUGAUAGUUAAGAAAAAAGUAUAUAUAAAUGGCUAAUAAGCAUAACAACCGUACUCAAACACGAAGAACUGCAAUUUAUGAGGUUAAAUUUUAAUUUAUUUAAAUAAGAUACCCUUAGUUGUUUUGGGUUUCUCUGUUUUUGUUUCUUGAUUUUUGUAUUUUGGAGGUGGUAAAAAAUUGGAAGGACUCUAGUUCUGGCAAGAGUACAGAGAGACAAGUGCUCUGAUUGACUAUCAAGGGGAAAGUAAAGUGGCAAAGCUUUUCUCAGGGCAAUUUGGCAACUUCUAUCAAAAUGAUGAAAGUCUACUUUCUUUGACCCAACAGCAGGGAACCAGACCUGGAAGGUCUCCUGCUGUCAUGGAGUUUACCCUCUAGUGGGUGACGGAACAGGCAAGGUAACUUCAAAUAGUGAGAGGUGCUUUGGGGCAAUAAAAGGGAUGUAGUAGUGCCUGGGGUGGGUGCUUAGACUGGGUGGUCUGAGAAGGACUCUGAAGAAGUGCCAUUUGAACUAAGAGCUGCAAGAUUCCCCAGAGCCAGCCACACAGAGGCUGGAGCAUCCAGGCAGAGGGAAUGGCAUGUGCGAAAUCAGUGUGAAACAGCCUGGUAUGAGCUCUGAGUGCCCAGAUGGAAGAAGGUCCCUGGGGCUAGAGCACAGUCUGCAGAGGGCAGAGUGGUAGAUGAGUUUCGUAAGCAGGGGGAGGCCUUUUAAGCCCAGAUGAGGGAGUAGAAUUUUAUUCUAAAGACAGUGGGACUUGAAGAUUUUAAGCAAAAUUAAGAUAAGUUGCCAUAUUCAUGGAAGUUUUUAAAAUUAAUUUAUUUAUUUGGCUGCAUUGGGUCUUGGUUGCAGCAUGUGGCAUCCUUCCGUUGUGGCGCACGGGCUCUUCGUUGCGGUGCACAAGCUUCUCUAGUUGCAGCUCACGGGCUUCUCUCUAGUUGUGGCAUGCAGGCACCAGAGCACACAGUCUCAGUAGUUGUGGCACGUGGGCUUAGUUGUCCCUCGGCAUGUGGGAUCUUAGUUCCCUAACCAGGGAUCGAACCUGCAUCCCCUGCACUGGAAGGCAGAUUCUUAACCACUGGACCACCAGGGAAGUCCCCAUGGGAAUUUAGUCUGUGUUAAGGGCAACAUUUCAAAACGCUGGUAAAUGUUGAAUCACCUAAGUAUUCUAUAAAUGGUGAGAUCUCCACCUCACAAUAUACACAAAAAUAAAGUCCAGAUGAUUAAAGAUCUAAGUGCAAAAAAAAAAAAAACCUCUAUAGAAUUGCAGAUGACAAUAAAGAUAAGUUUUUUAAUAAUCUUUGCAUGAGAAAGCACUUCCUAAAACAGAUAGCAAUGCAAAACAAUGAAAGACUGACAGUUAUGACUACAUAAAAGUAAAAAACUUUGAAAGAUAUCAUAAAUAUGUGAUAAUGGUAUUAUGGUUUUGUAAAAAAAAUAGAGAUGUAUACUGGAAGAUUUAGGGUAAAUGUCUUAAUGUCUAUAAUUUUCUAUUAAAUAAAAAAAAUUAUAAUACUUAAAAUACUUUAUCAGAAACAAGAUAAUGAAACAAAUAUGACAAAAUAUUAUCAGUUACCACAUCUAGGUAAUGAGUAU
This is a messenger RNA of Globicephala melas (long-finned pilot whale), 7667 nucleotides long. It is a transcript of the gene SHLD1, whose product is annotated as shieldin complex subunit 1. NCBI's taxonomy places the organism in Eukaryota, Metazoa, Chordata, Mammalia, Artiodactyla, Delphinidae. The record is from RefSeq and is a predicted model, not a curated record. Gene Ontology annotation, biological process: positive regulation of double-strand break repair via nonhomologous end joining; negative regulation of double-strand break repair via homologous recombination; positive regulation of isotype switching. Gene Ontology annotation, cellular component: site of double-strand break.